AUGAGCCGCAAAUCCCAAUGGAUUGUCCUUGCAGUCGCCAGCGGAGCCUGCGCGGCUUUCAAUGGAGUUUUUGCCAAACUUACAACGACGGAGCUCACGACUAGCUUUGCGACGGGAAUUGCGAAUAUUCUCGGCCUCGGAAAAGGGGAGAAGGUUGUCGAGGUUGUUAUUCGAGGCAUGUUCUUUGGGUUAAAUCUUAUUUUCAAUGGCAUCAUGUGGGCACUCUUCACCAAAGCCCUGGCACGUGGGACAUCCACCACCCAAGUCAGUAUCAUCAACACGUCAUCCAACUUCAUGAUUACUGCUGUCCUUGGCUUCAUCAUCUUCAGCGAGUCACUGCCUCCUCUUUGGUGGCUCGGUGCGGCUAUGUUGGUAGCUGGGAACGUCAUCAUUGGGCGAAGAGAAGAGGACGAGCCAGCUAAAGAUGGGGAUGAUCAUGUGAGGGCAGAGAAUGGGGAUGGAGCGUACACUGACGAGGGUGGGGAGUUGCUGACCAACGAAGAUGUGGAAUUGGAUGAAGGCAUGGAUGCAAGGAGAGGAAAACAAGAUGAGGACGAUGUUUUGCAGUUGGAUUUGGAUGAUGAAGAGGGGAAAACUGUGUCCUAG
Molecule: messenger RNA, 606 nt
Organism: Amorphotheca resinae ATCC 22711
Lineage: Eukaryota; Fungi; Ascomycota; Leotiomycetes; Helotiales; Amorphothecaceae
Exons: 4
Coding region: 1-606 (201 amino acids)
Source: RefSeq, a predicted model, not a curated record